Pungitius pungitius (ninespine stickleback) is the source of this 4729-nucleotide messenger RNA. It is a transcript of the gene myot, whose product is annotated as myotilin. Gene Ontology annotation, cellular component: axon; plasma membrane. The record is from RefSeq and is a predicted model, not a curated record. The transcript is spliced from 18 exons. Gene Ontology annotation, biological process: homophilic cell-cell adhesion; dendrite self-avoidance; axon guidance. Gene Ontology annotation, molecular function: cell-cell adhesion mediator activity. Bases 313 to 3483 code for a protein of 1056 amino acids. NCBI's taxonomy places the organism in Eukaryota, Metazoa, Chordata, Actinopteri, Perciformes, Gasterosteidae.
GUUAGUGCAAAUGUGUGUUCUCCCAGAGUGGGAAGCGUCCGGCGACCAGGGAGUCCGGCCAACUGUCACAUAGCCUUUGGCCUUUGGCUUUUGGAUGCUUUACACUUUCCUUUUGGAUCGAUACUUUUGUUGUUGCUGCUGCUCUAUUUACUGUGCUGGGAAAAGGCCAGACAGCUGGAUGUUCACACCUGGAUGUCAGCAGCAGCCCUGAGACCCCUGGGUGGAGGGGAGAGAGAGUAACACGGCCGGCUCUGUCCUUCUUUCUUUGUAGGGAGAACAACCUCCAUCGCCACCUCCUGGAACGCUUGAAACAUGGCUCACGUCCAGAGGGUGCAGAAGAAGACCAGCACCAUGUCCCUGACCAUCUCCUCCUCCUCCUCCUCCUCCUCCAGCGCCGUGGCCCAGAAAAACUCCAGCCUGGUGCAGCCGCUGUGUGGCAGCCCUCAGAGGACACAGAGUCCCGAACACACCCAACAGCAUUCAGGAGGAGUGGCCCCCACUUUCGUCAAGUGUCUCCAUGAUGUGUCCACGCUGAAUGGCCAGCUGGUGGUCCUGGAAUGCAGGCUGAGAGGAACCCCCCCCCUGCAGGUCAUGUGGUACAGAGAGGACGAGCAAGUGUUGGACUCGGACGAUUUCAGAAUACUGCGCAAGAAGACCUGCUCGGGAUCAGUGCCAGAGGAGCUGUGCACGCUGGUGAUCACCGAGGCCUUUCCAGAAGACUCCGGCCUGUUUAAAUGCGUGGCUCUAAACCCCUUCGGCAGGGUAUCCUGCUCGGCCGCCCUGGAGGUUUACAACGACCUGGAGGAGCAGCUGGAGGCGGAGGCCGCUGGUCAGCAGGAGGAGGCUUCUCCCCCCCGGAGAAAGGAGGCAGCAUUCCAACACGAGACUCCCUCCUUCAGCGAGAGCGCCGACGACUUUCCCCCCGAGCUGCCCGACUCCAUGACACUCCCCCCUCCCGAGUGGCCUGACAGCCCUGUAGAAGACAACAUGCUUGUUGCAGAUUUACCACAGGCGGGCAACCACUCCUUUGAAGAACACUUUGGCUGUAGUGAGGAGGUGCUGAGCUCAGGGGGGCAAAGGUCACCGGGAGUCACAGUCGGAGCCUACACGCCUAGCCCUACACCUCCACCGAGCCAAGUCAAGGAGCUGACCCACACCCCCAAGCUGUUCAGCCCCACCAAGCUCAGUUUCCCUCCAGGAGGUCCCACAAUGAACCUGUCUGACCUGCCCUCCUUCACUCCCAGCGUCUUCCCCCCGAGCGCCUUCAACUAUGAGCGCCCACGCCAUUUCAUCCAAUCGCAGGCCGCCUUUCAGGCACCCAGCUAUGACAGCGUUCUGAGAGAAGCCCAGGAGAACCAGAACAGCUCUCAGCAGAACCUCAGCAGCUUCCAAGAUAGUCCAAACCCCACGGAGACACAGAGUCGAGUUAACGCCACGCCCGCACAACCACAGUCUUUUUCCCAGACUCAGUCAGUGUCUGAGUCCUCGUCGCAGAGCCAGGCGCAGCUACAGUCCCGAAGCCUCAGCCAGAGCCAGGUUCAGUCCCGAAGCCUCAGCCAGAGCCAGGUUCAGUCCCAAAGCCUCAGCCAGAGCCAGGUUCAGUCCCGAAGCCUCAGCCAGAGCCAGGUUCAGUCCCAAAGCCUCAGCCAGAGCCAGGUUCAGUCCCAAAGCCUCAGCCAGAGUCAGGUUCAGUCCCAAAGCCUCAGCCAGAGCCAGGUUCAGUCCCAAAGCCUCAGCCAGAGCCAGGUUCAGUCCCAAAGCCUCAGCCAGAGCCAGGUUCAGUCCCAGGCCCAGACAGAGGUCAAGACCCAGGUCCAGAUUCAGACACAGGCCAACGGCAUGGGCAAGUCUUCCUCCUCCAGUAUCAGCUCUCCCAUUUCCCCCCAGGCCUCCUCUGCUGCGCCUCCUCAGUCCUCCCUUGCCCCCAUGCAAAGUGCCCCCGCCUCCACCGUCCCAGCCUCCAUAUCCCUUCUCCCUCGCACCACCAUGCGUUCCACCAUCACUCUCACCCCCAGCAUUCCCAGCGCCACCGGCCUGGGCAGCGCCACCCUGCCGGCCAAUCAGGACGCCAUGUCGGCACCCGCCGCCUACCUCUGCUCCGUGCUGCCCUCCCAGUCUGGCUUCUCCUCAUCCAAGCUGUCUCCCAACUCCACCCGGCCCCACUUCCCCACCUCCCCCUCCCGCUCCCCACCUGCCCCCCGAAGCCCUCUCCUCCCCGCAAGGGGGUCCUCCUCUGGUAUCUCCCUCCCCCAGCAGCCUCUUGCAGUGUCACCGUGCCUCCCUGGCUCCCCUCUUUCUCCGUCCUCCUCCUCUCUGCAGCAGCCCAACACUUCCAACGGUCAGAGCAGAGUACCUCCUGCUGUGGUCUCCUUGCCGGCCAGCUACAAGGCAGCGCCAAGCAUCCUUCCCAAGCCCAUUCUGAAGAAGGCCGUAGCUCCUCGGCCAUCCUCCUCUCGCUCCACAGAUGAAGACAUCCAGGGCUCCAAAGACGCCCUCAUCCAGGAUCUGGAGAAGAAGCUGCGCUCAAAGGAGGCCAGGAGGAGAAAUUGCCAGAAACUGUCCUACGAGGAGCGCAUGGCUCGAAGGCUGCUGGGUCCAGACAACGCCAACUACACGUUGGACCAAGACAGUCUCUCAGACUCACACCCCGACCAGCCAGAUUCACCAGAAGGAAGACACACAGGGGGACUCUGGGGGAGGCGCCACACAGGCACGGAUGAGCGGGGAAACGAGGGCUCCGCCAUCCAGGAGAAAUGUUACGCUCCUCGCUUCCUGCAGGUACCUCCAGACCUAACGGUGGAGGAGGGACGCUUCUGUAGGAUUGACUUCAAGGUGGGCGGCCUCCCCACGCCUGACGUGUGCUGGUACCUGGACGGAAAGGCCAUUCGUCCAGACGACUUCCAUAAGAUGUUGGUGUCUGAAAGGGGGAUGCACUCAUUCCUCAUAGAGAUCGUCACAGUGCACCACGCCGGCGUGUACGAGUGUGUAGCGCGGAACCGAGCCGGGGAGGCGCGAUUCUCCAUGAGGCUCGACGUGUUAGCCCAGGAGGCUCUCCGUCCUCCCACCUUUGUCCAGAAGAUGUCCAACUCCAGAGCUCUGGAGGGGGAUACUGUUCGGCUGGAGUGUAAAGUGGACGCCUCCCCGCCUCCACAGCUCUUCUGGAAGAAAGACAAGGACAUGCUGCGCAUCGACCCAAACAGAAUGAGUCUGUACCAGGACGGCUCAGGGCGCCAGUGCCUGCUGCUGGAGAGGCUGUUGAAGUCGGAUGCCGGUUGGUACACGCUGUCUGCCAUCAAUGAAGCCGGCAUGUCCACGUGCAACGCCAGGCUGGAUGUGGGCACUCGCACAGCCCCGCCCAUGAAAACAGCGCCCCCCGGCUCCAAGACGUUGAAGAUGCUGUCCUCUCUGAGCCAUGUGCCUACCCGGACCGUGGAGAGCCCCGCCCAGCACACUGCCCCCCUGUACGAAAGCGAGGAGCUGUAGACGUCCCCCCGUCCCUCCACUCACAUCCUCAGAACCGUCACACAUCUCAGAAGCCUCGAGGCACUUUUUGUUCUAGUGGUCUUUGGUUCAGUGCAGCAGAACCAGGACACACAACACUUGAGUUCAAUUGCAUGUCUGGUUAUUGUACUAUAAUAUAAACUCUGCAGUUUUAUUUCAAGUUUCUUACUGUUCGAUACAGAGUACGGUACAUUAACAGGGGAAAUCUUCCACAUAAACCAAGAUAUUUAUUUCAUGGUUUUCCUGUUACAAAAAGUUUGACGGUGUCUUGGUAACAAGCUCACCCGUCCUCUGCCUGGUGCUUGUUUCCGUGGUGAUGAGGAGCAGUCGGUAGUCACUCAGACAAAUGUUUCCCCAGUCGGGAGCCUGGUGAGUUAAAAUAACCUCAUGUGGUCCAUCUGCUGCUGUUUGUCACCCCUGUGUGUGUGUGCGCUAGAGGCUGCAGAGCUGCUGUAAGCCUGUCUGCAGGUCAUGGAUGCAUAAAUAGACCUGGAUACAUUGUGCAUUGAGGUCCAGAAGGCCUCAAACAGCAAUGCGGCAUCUGUUUUCCUCGGGAGCAACCUGAGAGUACCCACUAGUGGUGAGCAGGCCGACCCACAACCCUGUGGGUGUGGGGCUGUGCUAACGUUAUUUUGGUUUGGGUGGGUUGACUUAACUUAUAAAAACGUAUAGGCAAACCGCAAUGUCCCUCUCUCAAACACACACACACUCUUCGGGACCGGCUAAGUGUCUGGGUCCCCUAACGUGGCAGGUAAAAGAUAAACACCUCUGACCUCUUGGUCCAGCUCUGAGGGGCUCUCCUUGUCUUUGAGCUCCAGCUGCUCCUCAUUGAGUCCAAUAUGUCAUUUUAAAGUUGCUUUUCUAAUAAACAGUUCACAAAUAAACGGUUCAAUUGUCAGUGACAUGUGUCGGGGCUUGAGCAGCAGCCUGCCCCUCUGACGACUGAACCCCACACUUGAACGUUGGAUAACAUCUGCAGUGCAGAUCGGUUGAGGAAGCAAACUCACUUUCUCACCGGAGCCUUAAAUACAAAAAGCUGGAUGUGUUGCUACCUUCAGAAACCCGGUUCUGCUGAUCUAGUGCAGUCACUGUGCUCAGUGACAGGAUAUCUAAACUAUUUAUUUGUGGUGUUGAAUCAAAUGUGGUUAAACCUUUUUAGUGAGCUAGUAGUGUGUAGUGUAAGUUCUACAUAUGACUGUAUGAAUGAGGAAUAAAGUUAUGAUCCUGA